This is a messenger RNA of Drosophila serrata, 1471 nucleotides long. It is a transcript of the gene Pa1, whose product is annotated as PTIP binding protein Pa1. NCBI's taxonomy places the organism in Eukaryota, Metazoa, Arthropoda, Insecta, Diptera, Drosophilidae. The record is from RefSeq and is a predicted model, not a curated record.
UUGUCGAUAGUGUCAUCUCUAAUGAAAAAAUAAACACAAAAACGCGCACCAAUUUUUCAUUGAUUUACUUACCGUAAAAAGUGUGAAAAACCAACGAAAGAAGGAAUAAAAACGGAUUAUUUGUGGAUAUAUGUAAAUAGUGUAAAUAAUAGAACAAUUUCCAAGAAGCGUAAACCAAAAUAAAACGAAAAAAAAACAUAAAAAAACAAAAUGGCAACCGAAGUGGAACCGGCGAAUACAGCGGACAAAUUCUCCGCCAAUGCCGAGGAGUUGGAGAGUUAUUAUCUAAUGCUGGAGGCGGGCAAUAUUCCAGAGCUCCAGUGGCAAUUCCCCGGACGAAGGGAGCCCUCACCGGAACUGGUAGGAUCCGGCAGAAACAGCAAGGAAUUGGAGCAGACCUCGGAUGCAAUCGAACAAGAACCCCAAAAGGCCAACGACUUUGACUUUAGCGACGACGUUGCGCCCACCCAAAUGCGCGUCCGCAGCCAAACUUCCACGCCAAAGUCCGCUAAAAAGAAGACUGCCAACUUUGCCGGCGUCAUGGAGACUCUGAAGAAGAAGAACGCGGAGAGCUCCUAGCACACGCUAAAGUUCUGAUGCAUCCAGAAGAAGGGGAUCGGAACUACCACUCACCCAAACCUAAAGAUCACACUACGCGAGGGCCUGGUUAUAAAGGUCUGCAAAUUGUUGGAGAAACCCGAUGAACCCAGCUCCGAUGCUAAUAGAAGGAACUAGGACCAACGAAGUUGAGUUAUUCUCUUGAUAUGCUAACAACAAAUCAAGGUUCGUGGAUUUUUCUACUAUUCUGCAAAACAUUUUCCGAUAGUUUUGGUUUAUAUAUUACCUGCUAUAGAAAGGUGAUACGAUAAAGAAAAGUGGCUCAUCUUUUGAUGCUAUAUAUAUAAUUUAUAGAGUCCAAAAUGUCUUGUUUAAAUGUCAAAAAUAUAAUGCUCCGAACACAUUCUGUAAAUGUUAAUCGAAGCUUACUUACUUCUUUUGAUAAAAUAACUAUCCAUAGUUUUUAAUUGUAAUAACGUAUGUUUUAUAAUCAAGAAUUCAAAAAUUGAGAUCUUAACGUCAACCAGUUUCCAUUCAUAAAUUUGUACAAACAAUAAUAAUAAUAGUAAUGUUCUUGAAAAAUCUGAACCAUUAAUUAUAAAUAAAAGUAAAUUCAGAUUUAUAAUAAUUUUAAAUAACUAAUGUCAUAAGAUAUAUCUUAAAAGAAUUUAUUGAAAAAGAAUGGAAAUAAGAUAACUUCCAUAUUAGAAUUAAUUUUAAAAAAUUGUAUAUAUAUUCACACACAGUUGUGUAAGCAAGGCAAUGAAUGAUGAACUACUAGAUACUAGGUCUUAUAUAUAAGAAUUAUAUAUAUGUGUACCCCAGAAAGGGUGGAUUUAAAGAGUUGUAGAUAGUGAGACUUUAAUUGAAAACUAGGAGAUAAAAAAAGAAACACAAACCUCUUUAAAAGAGU